UGUCCAUUUGCAUUCGCACGACAAUUUUCUGUAUAGUUUGAAUUGAAACUUAUACUACGAUAGGGCUUGGUGACGGCGGCAGUACGAGUUGACACAGAGUUUACGAGAAUGACAAUGAAAGAAGGCGAGGAAGAGACUGAAUUCGUGACUCCAGGUGAAGUUCUCGGAAAAUUUUCGGACAUGAAACCUGGGAAAGGCGCUUAUGUAGCUAACAACACUGUUUAUGCUUCUCUUUCUGGUUUCCGCCGCAUUAUUUCCCCUCCAACUGAUUCUUCGGACUCGAGACCAACUGUGGAAGUGACUGGUCAUAAGGCCCAUGGUGCCGUUCCAGCUCCUGGAUCAAUCGUCAUUGCUCGAGUUACAAAAGUAAUGCCUAGAAUGGCAUCAGCUGAUAUCAUGUGUGUUGGUCCAAAGUCUGUGAAGGAGAAGUUUAGUGGAGUUAUAAGGCAACAAGAUGUCCGAGCAACGGAGAUUGAUAAAGUAGACAUGCAUUUGUCCUUUCGACCCGGUGACAUCGUCAAAGCUCUUGUUCUUUCUCUAGGAGAUGCAAGGGCCUAUCAUCUGUCAACUGCAAAAAACGAACUCGGGGUCGUCUCUGCAGAAAGUACAGCAGGUGCAGUAAUGGUUCCCAUAAGUUGGACGGAAAUGCAGUGUCCAUUAACAGGCCAAAUUCAGCAAAGAAAAGUUGCCAAAGUUGGAGGAUCAUGACUUCCUUUUUUACUUUCCUUUCUUUUUCUCCUUAUCAUCUUAUUUUUUGUUCCGUUUUCGAUAAUAGUUCGUUAUUUAGAUAAUAGUUCGUCAUUUAGACGAUUGUUAUUGUAACGUUUAUGUUGUAUGAAUGAAAUUAUAUGAGUAGCUUAGCUAUCCGUGUUCGAUGGAGAAGAAGAUUUUGCACCCUUGUAUUGUUUUAUGUUCUUCAUUAGUAAUCCAUCGCUACUGGAUUUACC
Messenger RNA from Cucurbita pepo subsp. pepo (vegetable marrow), 947 nucleotides. RefSeq lists its product as uncharacterized. Gene Ontology annotation, biological process: RNA processing. Gene Ontology annotation, molecular function: RNA binding. The record is from RefSeq and is a predicted model, not a curated record. Gene Ontology annotation, cellular component: cytoplasm; nuclear exosome (RNase complex). NCBI's taxonomy places the organism in Eukaryota, Viridiplantae, Streptophyta, Magnoliopsida, Cucurbitales, Cucurbitaceae.